This is a messenger RNA of Aspergillus melleus, 1260 nucleotides long. RefSeq lists its product as uncharacterized. Lineage: Eukaryota; Fungi; Ascomycota; Eurotiomycetes; Eurotiales; Aspergillaceae. The coding region runs from base 1 to 1260 and encodes 419 amino acids. The transcript has a single exon. The record is from RefSeq and is a predicted model, not a curated record.
AUGGACGGGCGUAAUCUAACCCCCGACAGUAAUUUUGGCAUUGUUUACACUCUGCUUCUCCUGCUUCUCCUGCUUCUCCCACCCCUCGUGUUUUCCAUCCUCUUCCUGCUGUCCUUCAUCAAAAUUCACUCCGUCACCAUGGAUCCAUCAAAGCUGUCAGAGUCUUCUUUCUCCGAGCGUGAGGACAGAACCGACAACAUUCACUCUACAGACAAGGCGACCACUUCCGUUAGAACUGCGUCUUCCUCUCGCUCCCCAAUACCACACCAGCUCUCCAAUAUCCUGGACAGCGCUCUGGACGAUAUCCACAUUCCAAUUCUGCAACCUAUCGUUGUGCAUCACAGCCCCAGAACUGCAGUGAGUCUUACAUCUGUACGUUCCCCUUCAACACUACCAACUCGGCUGGAUCCGGUUAACGCGUUUUCUUUCUUGCUCGGAAAGGCCAUGGUUAACCUUAAGGACGGCGAAAACGCGGCAGUCGUUCCGUGGGAUGGAACAAUUAAGUGGGCCAUCAAAGGCUGCAGUGUUUUUGACAAUCGGGACCAGGAGUUAGAGGCCAUGACUUACCGGCCGAACAUGCUAUCCCAGCAACGGAUCCACAACGUCUGGAUAUUCCAGUAUGGCGUGCGCUACAUUCCGUCCAGCCAGGAGAAGAACAUCUAUCGCACCGUCCUCAUUCAAGGCCUCCCUGCAAAUAUGAAGCUCGGUCAGGUUCUACCCAAUAUCCCAGGAGAGAUAUAUAGUGCUCGCCUAGUGAGUACUCGGCCGAUCAGCGGAUCCAACACCGCCAUAAUCACGUUCGUUUUACAAGCCGACGCGGUGCGCUUCAUCCAAGCCUCGAACAAUGGGUUGAAUUUAGGAAUGGUGUCGGCCAAGGUGAUCCCGGUGAACACUCCCACUUACCCCAUGCCUAUCAAAGUGGAGAGAAUGAUAUUUGAGAAGAAUCACACGCGGUGCCUCUGUGUUUACAAUGCUCGUGGCAGUCCGAAGGAAAGCAUCUCGCGAGUUCUUAUGAAGUCCUGGCAUGCCGAACUCGUCGAAAGUAUCGAAGAAGGCCAUGUGGCAGGAGAAGUUUAUGUUCGUUUCCACUCUAUCAAGACGGCGGUGGUGGCAUGUGAGUUUCUGAAGGGCCAUCCCGGUCUGUGUCAUUGCAAAUUUCGAUUCCUGAAGCAAUUCUGCGCUCUGCCUCCGUUGCCAGUCAGGGCACCAUCGCCACUUGAGCAGAGCAAGGGCAAUUCCCGCAUCGGCAUCUGGGAUUAG